Molecule: messenger RNA, 787 nt
Organism: Thalassophryne amazonica
Lineage: Eukaryota; Metazoa; Chordata; Actinopteri; Batrachoidiformes; Batrachoididae
Gene: ier2a
Product: immediate early response 2a
Exons: 1
Coding region: 86-535 (149 amino acids)
Source: RefSeq, a predicted model, not a curated record
CGCAGUCUGUUGUGUCUGGUUUUGCGUGUCGAGCUGACGUGAGGUCUUCAGCAGCAAGUCACGUUCAUUUGUUUGUUUUUGUGCCAUGGAGGUCAGCGCCGAAGCCAAGAGGAUUAUGGUUCUAGCUUUGGGGAAACUGUACAGCUCGCGGACUCAGCGAGGAGGUGUCCGUCUCCACAGGAGCCUCCUCCUGACUGUGGUGAUGAAAUCUGCCCGGGACAUCUACCACGCGGCGCAGUCACAGACGUCCCCGCGCGGAGCCUGUGUGGUGCUGCCGGAGAGACUCACCGACACCGACACUGACGGACGGGACAAGGAGAAUUCGUUCCCGUCCGAUCCUGCGCGCCACUCCAGAAAAAGGCGGGGGAAAGCGGCGGCCGAGCCGGACUUUCUACCCCGGAAAAAGGCGAAGCUGGAGCGGCUGAGCGGCGUUCAGCGGCUCGCUGUGAGUUCUUUGUUCCUGAUGAACUGUGGCAGCGAACUGGCAGCUCCGCAGCACCCAGAACUUGUCCAGAGGACAGUUACAGCGUGUUGAAACGACAACGUUUGGACUUUGUGAGCAGCCAGAGCGCGCGACCCUGACGGGGCUGUCAGCGGGGCAGGACACGGUCCCUGAACGCCUCAUGAGACUCUUCAUCUGGCCAACGUUUUUGGCAUUUUGAGCGUCUGUACAAACCUGUGAAUGAGCCGUUGCUGUGUUCAUUACAUUAUUAUUAUUUUUUUUUUUUAUGUAAAGUACCUCCAAUUCAGCUACCUCAGUAUUUAUUAAAGUUGUUUUGGUGCUGUC